Molecule: messenger RNA, 8571 nt
Organism: Oenanthe melanoleuca
Lineage: Eukaryota; Metazoa; Chordata; Aves; Passeriformes; Muscicapidae
Gene: RHOJ
Product: ras homolog family member J
Exons: 5
Coding region: 556-1200 (214 amino acids)
Biological process (GO): small GTPase-mediated signal transduction
Molecular function (GO): GTPase activity; GTP binding
Source: RefSeq, a predicted model, not a curated record
ACUGAUCCUAAUAUGGAAUUCAGCAGGAAACCCAUGAUUUCCUGACACACAGCAAGCUGGAGAAAGAAAGGAAAAACUCCAUUAAAAAGCUCCAGACUCUCCUCCAUGUAGAAAUGAAGUGGAAAAUGGAGUGGAUUUAACAGGAAUCCCUGGAUCCUGCGGCCGGGCUGGAGGAAGGGAGGCGCGGAUCGAAGCCGAGGGCUGCUGAUAUUUUUUGAAGUCGCAAUAAAGACUGCGAACGGCCGGGCAGGAUGAGGAUUUCCUGACUGGGACAAACAAAAACAGGACAGAUCACUCUUUUUUUUUUUUUAUGGUAUUCCUCUCCCUGUGUUUAAUUUAUUCACCUCGAUGAUCCUCUUGACUGAUCUGGUAACUGUUAGAAGCGGCUGUGACAGCCUGGAAACAUUAGUAUGAUUUCCUGAGUUUGAGAUUUGCUGCUCCCCCCCACAACCCCCCUCCUUCUCCAAACUCAGGAAAAGUCAAUACAAUCGCACUUCAUUUUUCCUUCAUGUGCACUUGGAAGUCCUGGGAGCAGCAGGAGCAGCAGCAGCAAGGAUGAACUGCAAGGAGGAAAAUGACAACUGCACUGACGGGAGCAGGAGCAGCACCAAGAAGAUGCUGAAAUGUGUGGUGGUUGGGGAUGGUGCAGUUGGGAAAACCUGCCUGCUGAUGAGCUAUGCCAACGAUGCCUUCCCAGAGGAGUAUGUCCCCACUGUGUUUGACCACUAUGCAGUAACCGUGACUGUGGGAGGACAACAACAUUUGCUGGGGCUGUAUGACACUGCAGGGCAGGAGGACUACAACCAGCUGAGGCCCCUGUCCUACCCCAACACUGACGUGUUCCUGAUCUGCUUCUCCGUGGUGAAUCCUGCCUCCUACCACAAUGUGCAGGAGGAGUGGGUGCCCGAGCUCAAAGUCUGCAUGCCCAACGUGCCCUACGUCCUCAUAGGAACACAGAUUGACCUCCGGGAUGAUCCCAAGACUCUGGCGCGGCUGCUUUACAUGAAGGAGAAACCCCUCACCUACGAGCACGGAGUGAAGCUGGCAAAGGAGAUCGGAGCCCAGUGCUACCUGGAGUGCUCAGCCCUCACCCAGAAAGGCCUCAAGACUGUCUUUGACGAGGCCAUCAUGACCAUCUUCCACCCCAAGAAGAAGAAGAGGCGCUGUGCCAAGUGCCAGCGAUGCUGCACCCUGGUGUGACGUGCCCUGGGAGGCAGAGCCAGCUGAGCUCAGCGAGACCAAGCAGGUUAGCAAGGCACCCAAGGUCACAUGCAACUGAAAAGGGUCCUUCCUACCCAAAUAUAGGAGCUCUGCAUCCUGUGGGACCUCCAAGCUGAAUCACCCCUGGCCAGCUCCUGUCUCUGUGCUUCCCUAACCCUCCAGAGCUGUUUUGCAGCCUGUUCCCACUGCUGCACCAACAGAAACCAGGAUGCCUGCUUGGCUCCCCACCUUAGGAAUAAGGUGAAGGUGGCUUGUGACAAAACAAAGAGCUAAAGAUGGCAAAAGAAACAGGAGAAACUCCUUUUGUGGCCUUAUGCAUCAGAUUUAGGAAUUUGCAGUCCUUAGGAAUUGAAUCUGAAUUGACAGAAAGCACAUGGAGAUCUGUAGAAAUAUAAUAUGUAAGAUAUACACUAUAGGUAGGAUGUACUUUAAAAUUGCUUUACUUUUAUAAGACUUGCCAGUUCAGGAGAUAUUUCAGUUUGUUCAAACCACAUGGAAGCAAAGGUGGAGUCAUUCCAGUUUGUUUUCACCUAAUGGUGAAACUUCACAGCAUCAGGAUGUUACUGCACCCAAGCUAUCAAAAUGGAUCAACAUUUACCUCCAGACUUAAGGAAUGUUCUUACAACUAAAAAAAAUGCAAAUAACUGUAUUUUUACAGAGGAAUGUUCAGGCUGAGCCAUGUUUCUGUAAGCUGGGAAAGGAAGUACAGAGUUGUAGCAUUAAUAUACUGAAACAAAGAAAUUCUACCACCAAAGAAUAUUGCCCUGGACAUGAAAUAGCAGCGUGAAACAAUCCCUCUUCCAACUGAGAACAAGAACAAGACACAUUGCCAUGGCAACUGAGAAUUUACCUUAUAUAUCAGCUGGAUUUCUACAUCUCACCCAACAGCCAAGAAUAGAAAAAAAAAAUAAAUAUAGCCAAAGGUCAUACUGACUUUAAGUGCUUUGAGGUGAUCCAAUUGCCUUAAAAUUAUCCUUUUUUUAUGAAGUAUUUCUGUAAAAACCUCGUCAAAGUGGAGUUGUGAACUUGUUGGCUUCCUGUAGCCUCCCUCCUCCCAUUCAUUUCUUCUCUCCCUGCUCCCAUUUUCCCACCUUCACAGAGAUUGCUGUUUCAGCUGCAGCCUGGCUGCUGCCCUCAGGAGUGGCAGAUGAUGGGCUGCAGCCAAGAGCAUGGAGGUGGGAAAUCCAGCCCACAGGGGAAUGGAAGCUCCUGUGCUCUCCCCUUGCUGCUGGGGAUUUUGUGCCUUCUCGCUGAAGCCUCUCUGGGGAUCCUGCAGCUUUGCACGUCACAGCAGCACAGACUCUCCCAGGUGAGCUCCAAGGGCCUCUUGUCACCUGCAGCUGCCUCUGGGUACCCUGGCAGUGCCACAAGGCUGUCUUGUCAUGGAUUUCAUCCCCCAAGCAGGAAACCACAGCACCAGCACACACAGAUUUGAGGAUGUAACUCAGAAUGUCCAGGAGUGCAGGGGGGAGCAGGUGACAGCAGAGCAUCCUCCCAGCCCAGGGGCACAGACCCUGCUCCCCUCUGCCCCCAUCCCAUGAGACUGGCAGCCCUCUGCUCUUGGGAAGCAGUGUCCUGACUGAGAGCACACCUGCCACCAGACAAACAGGGGGCUCCAGACUGGUGCUGCCCAGUGAUGGGACUGCAACAGGACCAAGGGACCAAGCUUGAGCAUCAGGACCAGGCUGAUGGAGCUGAGCUCCUCCUUCAGCACUAAUUCAACUUCAUACAGUUGUAGGAUGGUUUGGGUUGGAAGGGACCUCAAAAUCAUCUAAUUCCAAGCCCCAGUUUACCAUGGACAGCUACAGAAACCAGAUCUGACACCCCAAAGCAUUUCCAGGUAGAAAUCAGCAAUUCUCUCUGGCAAAAGCCAUCAGACUCAAGGGAAAUGCUUUGCUCUUUUUUUACCCAGUGCCCUCCACUCACCAUCCCUUCCCCUUUGCACACAAAGAUGGAUGAGAACACAGUUGGGCCAUGCCUGAGACAGACAAGUUCUCCUUAUUGCUGGGGAUUUUUUGUCCAUGUUUUCUGUUUGUUUUUAUUAUAUCCCAGACAUUUACUUCAGGUGGUCUGGCUGCUAAUGCCCAGCUCAGUGGGGUGCAGGGCUCCAUGCUGUGCAACAGGGUUUGUGUCCAUCCCCAGGCAGAGCAGGGAGUGCUCAGCUCAACAGGACACUGCCUAACAGCUCAACUAUAAUGUAUAAAAAUAGAUUAGAGGAGUAUGAGGAGAACUAGGCAUGGAUUAAAUAAAUUAAUAUUUAAGCUUACAACAUGACUGGAAGUCCACUGAAACAACAACAACAUUUUUAAAAAGCCUUUUACAGAUUUCAGGGAAGUUAUAUCUGCACUGUGCUGCCUUUUACUUCAGUGGAAAUUAAUUAGGAUGAUUGUUUUAGCUCAUGUAGGUUGCUGGAGAGUGAUGUAUGAGUCUCUGGUGGAAGAAGGAAAAGUCUGGUUUAGCUGAAGCACAAUGAAAGUGCUCAUGUUGGAGCUGCCUGGUUUUUUCAGGGCUUAAAAAGAUGUGGAAAUGGAGGAAAUAGAAAAUCCAGAGCGACAGGUGAGCUCAUCCUAACAUAACAAGCACACUGGAAAAGUGAAAUGGAGCACCCUGGCAUGCAUCAGGGAAAGCCAGAAAUAAUCAAAUUGGUUUUUUGCAUGCCACUGAGUACCAGGGGAUUGUUAAUCUUAAUGGAAUGGCAAAGGAUUGGCAGUAAAAUCAAAAACCAAGUGGGAAGUUGUAGCAUUAAUGUAACUGCAGUGGUUUGAGGGAAAUUAACUACAAAACAUGGUGAUGGAGAAGCUAAAAUGCUGUUGUCCUCAUGUGUUAAACUGCAGCACCCUGAACAAAUCCUUGCAUAAAGGGAGCAGAUAAAAAAUGUUAAUAUACAUACAAAAAAUGUUAAGGUUAAACAGCACUUUGCACUUACAAAAUGGAGCACAUCAAACUUGUGAGGCAGUAAAAUUACAAGUUUUUCAAACUCAUUUUGACCAAAAUUUGAAUUCUGGGAGCUGCAGGAGAGGUAGUGGUCACAACCCACUGAGAAAUGGCCUCUGCACUCUAUUUAUUUUAAUUUUUCUUCCAGCAGAAAUAAAUGUUUUUUGAAAAGCCAUGUUUAAUGCAGGUCCCAUAAACAUUAUUCCUGUGUUAGGUUAUGUACACCUGUCCAUGGAAUGUGGCAGUUUCUCAAGGAUCUGCCCUGUUACACUAUUUUUUUGGGGAGGCAGGGACAGCACAGGCCAAGAGGCUUUAGAAGGGGGUUGUAGGCAGAUGUAAGGACUAUCUGGCAAGUCAUACCUAAUGCCUUUUCUAAAAGCAACAGAUGGUGUGUGAACAGGCAGUAAAGCUUAUUUUCAGAAAAACCACAACACCAGACAUAGAGCAAGUGCAGGCAUAAGGCCACAGAUAUAAACUUCAAGUUAUUUUCAAGCACCAUUAGUAAUAAGGAAAGAAAAUCAAUAGAGGACUGCCAGGUGAAGGGAGAUGGGUUUACUCACUGUGAGAUGAGCUGGAAAUCAGAUCCCAAUUUCACCUUAAAAGGAGCACUGUUAAGGAGAGUCAUAAAGGUUAGAAAUCAUCCCUGGAACUUAUUUGACAGUGUCCCCUUAAUGCAGCUGGUGUCAAAGCCUUUCCUGACAGACCUGCCUGUGCUAAUGGUUGCUGUCACUCCUGAAGCACUCACAGCUUACAGGAAACUUGCAGGGUCCUGUAAAACCCAUCUCCUUUGCCCUCUCCUGAAACCUUCCUGUUCCACCAAGGCUUCUUAACCUGAAGCUGCAGUUUCAAACAGAGUUCCCAAAGUAUUUUCAAGCAAACCCCUGCAAGGAGGUAUUAGAGGUAUUUGAGAGAGAUCUCAAUCCAUCAGAGAGUUGCUAUCACAUUAAAACCACCUGCAGAUGGCUCUGCCCUUCAGAGCCCUGUGAGAACACCAGGACAGUGGAACUGGACAGCCCUGACACUUCCAGCACGACUUGGAGGAGGUCCCACAAAAACUCACAGCUUGUCCUGUGCCUCCCAGAGCUCUGGAAAGGUGGGGAGAAGGCAGAAACAGGGCUGUAACCCCACUCAGGUGCAUUCUCAUUUGUUCAACUGGAUAUAUGCCCUGUGUAGGUACAGAAUUCACCCCAAGUCCAGUAUGAUAAUCACAACUAUCAUUUCAGCAGCUGACAUUGAUAUUUCUCAUCUUUUUUUUCACUUUUGAAGUAUUCAAAAGAGACAAAGAAUUGAAUAUAGCACUGCAUCUUAAUAUGAAAUAAAAGUUAUUCCAAAUUUUUUUAUUAAAGGGAUAGAUUUUGGAAGUCCUCCUCUUACUGAAGAGAAUCUCACUUCACAAGGAACUGUCUCCAAGUUGUUCAUGUCUCAUUCAAUGCCACUGCCACUGCUCAGGUCAUGAGAGAGGCUGAUAGGUGAUCCUUCCUGGUAGAUUUUUACCAGGAAACCUCUUCCAGCUGCUCUGGUGUUGGUGGGUUGUGUUCUUUUGAACACCUUCAGGAAUGAUAACUCAAUCACUUCCCUGGGCAGCCUCUCUCUCCCUUUAAUUCAUAUAUCAAAGAUGCCCAUCUGCUUUUAUACCUUGCUUAGAGCCUGUGACAUUUUCCUGUAUCUAUUUUGCCCAAGUGACACAGAAAAUACCUCUUGACUCACCAAACCUCAUCUGGAUUUAAAAUAAUCUGCAGUGGCACCAAUUUGUCUCAGGCCAGGAUUGUCUGAAAGCACAUUUGUCUUCUCCAACAGAGCAAUCCAUAUGCUCACCUUGGCCCAGGGACCAUUUGUUAAACAAAGGGGUAGGAUGGAGGAAUCUGGCUGCACAUGCCUUCCUCCAUGUAUUUUCUUUUUCCCUGAGGAGGACCUUUAAUGUUGUUUCAUCCUACAUUAAAACAGGAAAAUCUGGAAAUAACAGAACAUUUUGUUGGUUCACAACUCUGUAGGGCUGGAGGAGCAUCUGCUGUGACAGGAGGUGAGCAUGGAGUGACCCACGUCACACAACUCCUGGACACGUUUGAGCUUUUGCAGAAAUGAAGACAAAUUUCCACUAUGAAUGUUUACUUUCCUCUUUGUGAAUAAAGACCAUCUGAGAGCAGGAAAAAGCCUCCCACUGAUUUCAGUAGUGCCUUGUGAUCUCAGCUGUCUUCACCUAUCAAAACAAAACAGGAAUAGAAAUAUUUUUGCACCAAAAGUCAGGACAAAAUCACCAAUUAGAAGUUGUGACUGCAAUAGAAUCACUUCUGCUUCAGGGGAGAGCUGCAAAAUCAGGGUCCAGAGCCACAAUUAGUCAGUUUGAUCCUAAACCUUAAUUUUUUCCUUUUAAAAAUAAAUCUUUUCAUUUGAAGAUGUUAAGGGGACGCCCAUAACUAGAGCAACAACAACCAAAAAAUCUUCAAAUUAUCUUUUGUUUUGUUUUAGUUAAAGCUUUCAGAAACACAGAAAUUAAAAUCUGUUCUCUUGGGCAGUUCCAGGAACCACACCAUAACAGCAAAAAGAGUCAGAAGCUCAUUGUAAGAGGGAAAUUAGUUCAGAAACCCAGAAAAAAAUCUCUUUAACAUUGAAAAUAUGGAUCCCCAUCCCUUUCCAGAUUGUACAGACCAUAAUGCAGAGUUUGGCAUUUUCUAACUGUAAUGACAGGGUGGAGUUUUCAAAGAUGCUCUGUUGGCUUCAUUUCAAUUCUCAUGAAGGCAAUGGAAAAUUUCAGUGGGGUCCACACAUGGCUAAUGUGGAAAAUGUUUGAGAGUCUUUAUAUUUCUUCCUUUUCUGACUUUUUAUUUGGCUGACCAAGCUUUGAGCACACAGAUACACUGAGCCAGGUCCAAGGAUCUUUUUUACCUUCUGGCUGCUGGUAAAGGACUCCUGAAAGGAGUUGGGGCACCCAAGGACUUUGCUGAUCUCACCUUUGGAGGCUGGAUCUGAAAUGCCUCAGUCCAACCACUACUGAGCUGAAGAUGGAAGUUACAUUAUAUUCACAGUGUAAUAUUCCAGACAUAUGGUUAUCUUUGCCUAAAGACUCAUUGCUGUCACUUAAUUUCAUCUCAUCCCAUUCAGAACACCAGGUUUGAUGAGGUUUUGUGAAGAUCAGUUUGAGCUCUCAGUGAUACCAACUCUGGUGAAUUUUGACUUUGAUUGGAGGCUAAUGAAUUCAGAGCAAACAGUUGUCACCAGUCUACAGCUUCCAGAUCUUCCAACACAACAUUUGUUUGUAUUGAUAACGUGGAGAAAAAUUUGUCUGAUGUCUGUCAAAGUAGUUUGUGGGUAAAUCACAUCCAGAGUGUGGCUACCAUGUCUCUCUCAGUGCUUUUCCCCUAAAUAAGCAGCUGCUCUAAGUGAAUCACAGAGCUGGCAGGUCAGCCUGGAGCAAAUGAGCCCAAACUCUCCCCAAGCCUGGAAAUAUUCAUUCAUAAUAACAAUAACAAAAAGUGAGAGGGGAAAGACACUGGCAAAGCUUUCACUCAUGAGCAGGAGUGACCCAAGCCCAGGGUGCCAGGUGGGAAAUGCUACAGAGGAUGACAUGGGGUGGUGGCCCUGAUGCCCCCAAAAUAUGGGUUGAGGCUGGUGGAUGGGCUGGGGGGGCCUCUGUGGUGUCACACCUGGUACCUGGGGCUCAGCAGCACCCUGGGACUGGGAGGGCUUUGGGAGGGCUGCAGGAGGAGCAGGGAGGUGGAGUGCAAGGAGAGCUGAAUCCAGUUUAACUGCCAUGAUGCUGAUGCACUUAUACAAAUACAAGAAUUUCGCUGCACAGAGAUUCUCUGCUCCCCCAAGAACACAAAGGACAUUUCAUUCAUUUCUUUUUGUGCUUACUCAAUAGUAAUAUUUAAAAUUCUUCCUGAAGAAUUGCUUAAAAUUAACAGUUCAACAAGUUAUUCUGAUUGAGUUUGUGAAGCAGAUGUAAUGACCUCAACACAAACCAGGACCUAACUCAUCACCAGCCAGGUCUUAGCCAGUUAGGACAAAGAGUCACUUACUUGAUGUCAGCAACUGAAUUUUUCUCUCUUAAAUUUUUCUCUCUUAUUGCUAUGUGCAAUACUGCUGGAAUAUGGGGCUGGUGAAACCAAAGGAUGGGCACUAAAACAGUUUGUCUGACUUUUGAGUGGUAUGCCUUUUUUCCAAAGAUUAACCAAAUAUUCAGAAUUCAAAGCAAAACAAUUUCAAACCAAGGAAAUUCAGUUUUCAAGCAAAUGUGUCCUGCAUAGUUUAAAAAUCAUGUAAACACUAUUAAUUUCCUAUUUACAGCACAUAAUUCUGUACUCUUUUUUAUCAUCUUUUAAACAUGUAAUUACUGUAUAUUGUAAUGCACAUUAAUAUCGUUUAUUGUACAUAGUUUAUUUUAACAAAAUAAAUGUAUUGCAAAGUAUUUUGACAGCA